CGACGGGCGCUGGUCUUCGUCCCUCUUGUCUCCCUCUGCUCACUGCCCACUGCCCACUGCCCACUAUUCACUGCUCACUGUUCAUCCCUUCCCAGUCCAGCUGCAACUCACUGCCAACUUCUCAUCCCUUUCUACUCUUUCCCUUCUCACUACUACUCCUCCUGCUCCCAGACGCCUCGAUCACCCUCGUUGUCCCCCAAAGAACCUCAUCGACACGACCUCAACACCAUCCGCCUCAGAACGAUCGUUAUCCGCAGGCGGUCACAUUGAACCCGCUAAUCCAGGCAACAUCCUUGGCCGCGCAGACCGAUACACACCAACCCACCCCCAACCAUCAACAACAUCUCCAGGAUGAACCAUCUCAACACAAACUUUGAUCCCGAUUCUUUUCUUAACCUAGACAACGACUUCACCCCGUCAUCGACUCCCAACGCGAGGUCAGUGCCUAUGCUGACUCCUCAAUCGUCUACCCUCCCCAAUUCCGCAACCACAUUUGCCUCGUCCGCCUCGUCUCAAUCCUUCCCUGCGCCGAGCUUCCAGUAUGAUGCGUAUCAUCAACAGACAGGCAUUCCUAUCGGAGCAUUAGCGAGCACAUUCAACAUCAACAGAGCAAGCGGACUUCACUACAACGAAUCGACCGGAGGGUUUGUCAUGCCCACCGAGACAUUGAAUAUGCCAUGGAGUAAUUUGGACGAGUUUGAUUUCAAGCAAAACCCUGCAGACAUGGACUUUGAGACGGAUUCCCCGAACGAUCUCCCAGCCAUGUUCUUCCCGGACCAAUCCUCUGGCCAGAACCAGUUUGUCAGUCCCAAUACAUUGGUCGGCGCUGGCAACAAUGGCUCCGCACCGGUUCAACGAAUCUAUCCGGGCAUGCACAGUCAACAAGCCGCUCAAGCAAAAGCGCAGCAGGCUCAAAAACAGGAGCAAAUGGCCCGUCAACAGCAGCAGCGACCUACAGGACAGAAGCCCCUUCCAAUUCCCUCGCCCACCAAGACUCCACUUACCAAGGAUCCUCUUGUUGAAGAGAGCAUUUCUAAAGUCCUCAACCGCAUGAGACAGGCCAGUGUUGUAUCUCACUCAGAAGAAGAUGCUUCUGUCAGCGGCAUCUCAGGAAUGCCUAAGAUGAAGAAGGAUGAAGACGAAAUGGAUGAUGAUGAAAGGCUUUUGGCCAGCGAAGAGGGCAAGAAAUUGUCCAGCAAAGAAAGACGACAGCUCAGAAACAAAGUAUCAGCUCGUGCAUUCCGCUCUCGCAGAAAAGAAUACAUUGGCCAACUGGAAGGCGAAGUCGCUGCCAAGGCACAGGAAGCAAAUGAAUUACGGACACAAAACCAGCAACUACGGGAAGAGAAUACCCGUCUCACCGAUCUCACCCGCAUGUUGCUCUCCUCGCAGGCCUUCUCUGGUUUCUUACAAGAGUUGAGCCAAUCCGGCCUCCCGGCGCCAAACACUCAACUCGACGCUCAAAAACAAAAGGCUGGUCAAAACCAAAGUCAGUCUCAGCCUCAGUCCGCCCAGAAGGACGUUGCCUCCCAUAACAGUGCCCAACAGAUGCACGUUCAACAACCCCAAAUAGGAAUGGCUUUGAUACCGGAAACACCAAUGGAUUUUGCGGCGUUUCAGCCUUCUAACGCCUGGAUGACUGCCCUACCAACGAACGACUUCCAAGUAUUUGCGGUGACAGAACUACCUCAAGCUCCUGUGCUUGAUGUUGAAGCUCUGUCCCCAAAGUCAUCAUCAUUCUCGAGUGUAUUGAAGUCUGCUAAAUCGACUCCAGCCAUUCCAGAGACUCCUAGAACCUUUGAACACGAGGCAGAGCAAUCGAAGCCCACUCAGGUCGAUGACUCUGUCGUACUAGACCGCGAGGCUUUUGCAUUGUACUUUGAUUCCUCUGUACCUGCCUGUUGCGAGUCUUCUGCUGAUGUUGACUUGACCCCGGUUCCCACGGAUGAAGACAUAACAGAAGAGGAGAAGUUGGACAGUCUGAAAAGAAUGUGUUCGAUCCUGGAUGCAGCUUGCAGUAGACUUGCAGACUUUACUCCGAGCACGUAAAGUGAAUUAUUUUAUUAUUGACAAUGGUGCCAGGGAUGAAUGAUGGAUGAGAUGAGAUGUCCAUCCUUCUAGCCUUUGAAUGCUUGGGUAGUAUAUAGUUUAUGAACCUGGUCUGUUUCUCUCCUUUCCACUUUCUGCUCACGUAGGC
Messenger RNA from Exophiala oligosperma, 2197 nucleotides. RefSeq lists its product as uncharacterized. NCBI's taxonomy places the organism in Eukaryota, Fungi, Ascomycota, Eurotiomycetes, Chaetothyriales, Herpotrichiellaceae. The record is from RefSeq and is a predicted model, not a curated record. Bases 352 to 2049 code for a protein of 565 amino acids. Gene Ontology annotation, cellular component: RNA polymerase II transcription regulator complex. Gene Ontology annotation, molecular function: DNA-binding transcription activator activity, RNA polymerase II-specific; transcription cis-regulatory region binding. The transcript has 2 exons.